Astrephomene gubernaculifera is the source of this 1509-nucleotide messenger RNA. NCBI's taxonomy places the organism in Eukaryota, Viridiplantae, Chlorophyta, Chlorophyceae, Chlamydomonadales, Astrephomenaceae. The record is from the annotation of a GenBank genome assembly.
GUGGCGGGGAGGACGUGGCGGCCUUCCUGGUCCGGGUGCUGGAGGCGGAGAGGGAGCUAGGGCAGCAGCAGCAGCAGGCAGCGGGAGCGGCGGAGCCAACACCCGCAGCUGCCCCUACUGCUCUUCCUCCUGCUAGCCGUGAUUCUCCAGCUAGCACUGCCGCCGCCGCAGCAGCUGCAGCAGCUGCUGACUUCGCGAGCACCGGGGCGGAUGACGACGUCUCGGCAGCAGCCGCAGCAGCUGCCACGGCGGCUAGCGAUGCGGCUCCGCCCACUCCCGAGCGAGCAGCGGAGGGCGAGCUGACGACGGGGGGAGGGCAGUGCGUGUCGCCCCCCGCUGCGGGAGGCAAGGCGGCGGCUCGUGCUGCGCCCCCGCCGGCGGCAGUGACGGCGACGUCGGCGGUGCCGGUGGCGGCGGCACACAUGCAUGACGUCCUGUCCCCCGCCGGUCUGGGGGGGUCGCUGGGGAGCAGCAGGCAGAGCGGCUCCUCGAUUGCCCGGGGCGGCGGGGCGCAGCGGGGGCUGCUGGCGCUGCUGCUGGCGGCCGCGGCGCUGCUGCUGGCGCUGGCGGUGAUGUAGGGGGGCCCGCCCGGUCCUGCCUGGCUCAGUCCGGCGCCCGUUUGUGGGGCCUUCAUGGGUACCGGUGCCCCGGAGGGAGGCAACGCUGCCGACUGCUGUGCCGCCGAUGCGGGCGGGCGCCGGGGGGUUGUGUGAUCUUUUAGCGCAUGGAGGGAUGCAUGCAGGGCUGGUGUGAAGAGGCAGGUGUUGCAGGCAUCUUGAUUUCAUGCGGCUGCCCGUCCUUCCGCAGUUUGACGGGUGACGCUACCUUAAACGUGAAGGGGAGGACAGGUGUGCUGUCUAGCAGAGCAGUGGUUCGUUCCUUUCGUCUUGUUGACCUGGCUGAGCUUCGACGGCUCUGACGGCUGGCUGCCUUUGCCAUCGCUCGCGGGAGGGGCGGGGACUGACGGGUUGGCUUGACUGUUGCGGAGUUUGCAGUGGGACCGUUUGAGCUGACUGGUGACGCUGGCGAUGAUGAUGCAUAAUGAUGUUGCGACCUGCCAGGAGAGUACCGGGCUUGUAUUAGGCCUCUCCCACUUUACCGUUGCAGUGAGCGUUACUGUUCAGACACUGCCAGCUGUGCACCCGGGGGGAUUGAACUGACGGUGUGUGUAGGCCUGCAUCAUGCUUGAAGCGCUCCUAAUGUGUGAAUACGAGUGGCUACAUAGGUUGUUUGUACAGAGCGGUAAAAUCUUGAGGACGUGGGCAAGAUUGGCGGAAGGUUGGAAUGCAAACGUGUUAUGUUGUAAGUACCGUCGAGGAGAGUAAAUUUCCUUGUGCGGGCUAAGGAAAUGGUGGUUUGUUAAGUCUGUUGGUAGUUAGGCGCUGUACGGAGGCGCGUGCGAAGGGGCGUGGGGUCAGCGGGUUCAGACAUUCAUCUUGGGUACUUUUGCGUUGGCCGGUGGCUAGCGUUGUUGUCGAGCGGAGCUUCGGCACCACCACCUUACAGGGG